Messenger RNA from Saccoglossus kowalevskii, 1273 nucleotides. RefSeq names its product alpha-tocopherol transfer protein-like. Gene Ontology annotation, cellular component: membrane. The record is from RefSeq and is a predicted model, not a curated record. Gene Ontology annotation, molecular function: phosphatidylinositol bisphosphate binding. Lineage: Eukaryota; Metazoa; Hemichordata; Enteropneusta; Harrimaniidae.
UGUAGUUCAUAUGAACUCCAGUUGAACACCUUUUCCAUAUUUGUUCGGUAAUUUAUUUGCGUAGUGAUCUUUUAGCAGGUCAACCUUUAUGUCUGCAUCGAUAAACCGACGGUGCAUUAUAAGGUUAUCUAUCUACCGACGCCACUAUCUCGGAACUAGCUAUUCCCAUCUCAUAACACGUUUAAAGAACAAAGAUGGCGGAACCCCCUGUCUACGACUGCAAAUUGAGCCCAAAGCUGCUGGAGAAAGCUAGAAAGGAGCUAAACGAGACUGCCGAGUCACGUGAUGCAGGCAUCAAGCGGCUCUGGGCAAUGAUUAGAGCCCGCCCAGACAUCAGGUGCCCCACUGACGCCGUAUUUAUAUUAGCCUUUCUACGAGCUCGCAAAUUUGACGUCGAAAAAGCUUUUAAACUUUUGGAGAAAUGGUGCAGCAUGAGGGUAGAUUUAGACGCUGUUUUUGAAAACUAUCGACCAUCUAGUAUAAAGGAAAUGAUUGAAGCCGGGUCCAUGGUGUCAUUGCCAACACGAGACAAUGAAGGAAGGACUAUCAAUAUUCAUCGACCAGGUAAAUGGGAUCCUAAGAAGUUCACCAUUUGGGAAUAUUUGAGAUACGGUCUCUUGACGGGGGAUUAUUUAAUGUGGAAUGAAGAGACGCAAAUCAAUGGUGUUGUGGAAAUCAUCGAUAUGGAGGGGUUUAAUAUAAACCACAUGGCACAGAUUGGACCUCGUUUUGCUAUGAGUGCAGCUUCAAUGAUGAGUGCGGACUGCCUUCCCUUAAGAAUGAAAAGUAUGAAUGUUAUUAACGAGUCUGGCUUCUUUGACGCCAUAUUUGCCAUGUUGAAACCAUUCUUGAAAGAUAAAAUAAAGAAAAGGAUACACGUUCACGGCGAUGAUCUAAGUAAACUACACCAAGUUGUACCCUCUUCCAUACUUCCAAGUGAAUAUGGUGGAUCUCAUAGCUCAUCGAUUGAAGACAUCGUCAGUAAAUACGGCGAUUUAAUAUUAAGUAAGGAGGACGAGUAUGUUGCCAUGAUGGAAUAUGGGAUAAAGAAGUCGGACCUGGUAAAGAAGACCGUGGAUGAUGCCGCUACAAUGACUGGGACUACAGGGUCGUACACAAAAAUUGAGAUGUGAAUACACAAUACACAGUGAUUUACCAAAAAUCAAGUCAUGCCAGUCGAUAUAAUAACAUCGAGCUCGUUGUUUUACAGCACGGCCUUUCUUGUAAAACCUACUACUUAUUAAAAUGUAAAUAUUAUAAUUUCAAAAAAUAA